This is a messenger RNA of Paracoccidioides brasiliensis Pb18, 378 nucleotides long. RefSeq lists its product as uncharacterized. The transcript has 2 exons. Bases 1 to 378 code for a protein of 125 amino acids. The record is from RefSeq and is a predicted model, not a curated record.
AUGGCCAAAACUCCCUCUUCUUCCCCUUCUCUCUUAAAGCAAUUCAGCAACUACACAAACUCCGGUCUCGGCCUAGAGAAUUUCUUACGUCUGAUCCAGUCGAUAUGCCAGGUGGUCUCAGUUACCAUAGCGUCAGCAGCUGAAUCGGAGCCAUGGACGAUUGCUUGGAAGAAUUUAGCGCUGAAGAAAUAUUUCCCCAACUGCCUCACCGGCAAUCUAAUAAACAAUUCUUCAUCAUCGCAGGCCGCCGCUACUUCCGUUACUUCCAAUUCAUCGACUGUUUUGAACGAGCCUGGGCUGUGCUAUGGGGCCAAGAUGCAUCACCUGCUGGCGGGUACAUGCUACGGACAAUUGCGGUGGGAGAAUGGAGCUGUUUAG